Mastomys coucha (southern multimammate mouse) is the source of this 8120-nucleotide messenger RNA. It is a transcript of the gene Bcl11b, whose product is annotated as BAF chromatin remodeling complex subunit BCL11B. The transcript is spliced from 4 exons. Gene Ontology annotation, biological process: positive regulation of transcription by RNA polymerase II. Gene Ontology annotation, cellular component: nucleus. The coding region runs from base 719 to 3235 and encodes 838 amino acids. The record is from RefSeq and is a predicted model, not a curated record. Gene Ontology annotation, molecular function: RNA polymerase II cis-regulatory region sequence-specific DNA binding; DNA-binding transcription factor activity. Lineage: Eukaryota; Metazoa; Chordata; Mammalia; Rodentia; Muridae.
UCAUCUAAAUAAACAAGGCAGGUCGCGGUGCAAAUCCGCCGGAUUUCAAGCAAGUGGCGGGGCUUGCAAAGUCAGGCAGCAGGGCAGACACUCUGCAGCUUCCACCGCCCCAGCUGGGUUCAUUUAGAAAAGAAAACGCCAGCGCGAGCCGCGCAGGUACACAGUUCUCCGGGAGCCCGCCGGGUCCCCGCGCUGCCACCGGCGAGGUCGGCUUGCAGAGCUCUGGGACGCCCCGGCCGCAGCCUGCGCGAGCGAGUCUCUCCCCGCGGGUUUUUUUUUUUCUUUCUUUUUUUGGUCGUGGUUGCUUUUUAUUUAUUAAUUUUUUUAUUGCAAUAGAAAUAAAAUUUCCUCUGGGUGCCAUCGAGACCUCAGGCCGGUUGUAAUCUUGCAAUCCUUCGCUCACCUCGCUGCGUUGGGGCCGGGCUCCCCGCUCUGGAGCUGGAGAAGCCUGUGAAUCACGGCCGCCGCUGAGGACUGGCUGCCCUGCAGUCGAGAGCCGAAUAUUUAUGUUAUAUUUUAAAGAAUUUAAAUAAAUAAAUAAAUAUAUAAAGGGGCUCUCCCCUCCCCUCCAACCCAGCACAGGAGCCAUCUGCUCGAAGCUAUUGCUGUUCCCAUCUCUCCUUUGUUACCGCAGACACCAGAGGCUGACCAUGUGGAGGCUGCCAUCCUCGAGGAAGACGAGGGUCUGGAGAUAGAGGAGCCUAGCAGCCUGGGGCUGAUGGUGGGCGGCCCCGACCCUGACCUACUCACCUGUGGCCAGUGUCAGAUGAACUUCCCGCUGGGGGACAUCCUAGUUUUUAUAGAGCACAAGAAGAAACAGUGUGGGGGCCUGGGCCCCUGCUACGACAAAGUCCUGGACAAGGGCAGUCCUCCGCCCUCCUCUCGCUCUGAGCUCAGGAGAGUGUCUGAGCCAGUGGAGAUCGGGAUCCAGGUCACUCCUGAUGAAGAUGACCACCUACUGUCACCCACGAAAGGCAUCUGUCCCAAGCAGGAGAACAUUGCAGGGCCGUGCAGGCCUGCCCAGCUGCCAUCGAUGGCCCCCAUAGCUGCCUCCUCUUCCCACCCUCCCACCUCCGUGAUUACUUCACCUCUGCGUGCCCUGGGCGUUCUCCCACCCUGUUUCCCGCUGCCUUGCUGUGGUGCACGCCCCAUCUCGGGCGACGGGACUCAGGGUGAGGGUCAGAUGGAGGCUCCCUUUGGAUGCCAGUGUGAGUUGUCAGGUAAAGAUGAGCCUUCCAGCUAUAUUUGCACAACAUGCAAGCAGCCCUUCAACAGCGCCUGGUUCCUGCUGCAGCAUGCGCAGAACACGCAUGGCUUCCGCAUCUACCUGGAGCCUGGGCCGGCCAGCACCUCGCUUACGCCCAGGCUCACCAUCCCGCCGCCGCUCGGGCCGGAGGCCGUGGCGCAGUCCCCACUCAUGAAUUUCCUGGGGGACAGCAAUCCUUUCAACCUGCUGCGCAUGACUGGCCCCAUCCUGCGGGACCACCCUGGCUUCGGCGAGGGCCGUCUGCCCGGUACGCCACCGCUCUUCAGCCCACCGCCACGCCAUCACUUGGACCCACACCGCCUCAGUGCAGAGGAGAUGGGGCUCGUGGCCCAGCACCCCAGUGCCUUCGACCGAGUCAUGCGCCUGAACCCCAUGGCCAUAGACUCUCCCGCCAUGGACUUCUCCCGGCGGCUGCGAGAACUGGCCGGCAACAGCUCCACGCCGCCGCCCGUGUCCCCAGGCCGUGGCAACCCUAUGCACCGGCUGCUGAACCCUUUCCAGCCCAGCCCCAAGUCCCCAUUCCUCAGCACGCCACCGCUGCCACCCAUGCCCGCGGGCACGCCACCACCGCAGCCGCCUGCCAAGAGCAAGUCCUGUGAGUUCUGCGGCAAGACCUUCAAAUUCCAGAGCAAUCUCAUCGUGCACAGGCGCAGCCACACGGGCGAGAAGCCCUACAAGUGCCAGCUGUGCGACCACGCGUGCUCGCAGGCGAGCAAGCUCAAGCGUCACAUGAAGACGCACAUGCACAAGGCCGGCUCGCUGGCUGGCCGCUCAGACGACGGGCUCUCAGCCGCCAGCUCCCCCGAGCCCGGCACCAGUGAGCUGCCAGGCGACCUCAAAGCAGCCGAUGGAGACUUCCGCCACCAUGAGAGCGACCCAUCUCUGGGCCCGGAGCCUGAGGAUGACGAGGAUGAGGAGGAGGAAGAAGAGGAGCUGCUGCUGGAGAACGAGAGCCGGCCUGAGUCGAGCUUCAGUAUGGACUCGGAGCUGGGUCGUGGCCGUGAGAAUGGGGGUGGCGUGCCACCGGGGGUGGCGGGCGCAGGGGCUGCAGCUGCGGCUCUGGCGGAUGAGAAGGCGCUGGCACUGGGCAAGGUGAUGGAGGACGCAGGGCUGGGCGCACUGCCGCAGUACGGGGAGAAACGAGGCACCUUCCUGAAGCGUGCAGGCGACACGGGUGACACAGGAGCUGGUGGCUGCGGGGACGCGGGUGCACCAGGAGCAGUGAACGGGCGUGGCGGGGCCUUUGCGCCAGGCGCAGAGCCCUUUCCAGCGCUCUUCCCACGCAAGCCGGCACCGCUGCCCAGCCCAGGGCUCGGUGGUCCUGCGCUACACGCGGCCAAGCGCAUCAAGGUGGAGAAAGACCUGGAGCUGCCACCCGCCGCCCUCAUCCCAUCGGAGAACGUGUACUCGCAGUGGCUCGUGGGCUACGCAGCAUCGCGCCACUUCAUGAAGGACCCAUUCCUGGGCUUCACGGAUGCGCGCCAGUCGCCUUUCGCCACGUCGUCGGAACAUUCCUCCGAGAACGGCAGCCUCCGCUUCUCCACGCCACCCGGGGACCUGCUGGACGGCGGGCUGUCGGGGCGCAGUGGCACCGCGAGUGGGGGCAGCACACCUCACCUGGGUGGCCCCGGCCCUGGGCGGCCGAGCUCCAAGGAGGGUCGCCGCAGCGACACGUGCGAGUACUGCGGCAAGGUCUUCAAGAACUGUAGCAAUCUGACGGUGCACCGGAGGAGCCACACCGGCGAGCGGCCUUACAAGUGCGAGCUGUGCAACUACGCGUGCGCGCAGAGCAGCAAGCUCACGCGCCACAUGAAGACGCACGGGCAGAUCGGCAAGGAGGUGUACCGCUGCGACAUCUGCCAGAUGCCCUUCAGCGUCUACAGCACCCUGGAGAAACACAUGAAAAAGUGGCACGGUGAACACUUGCUGACUAAUGAUGUCAAAAUCGAGCAGGCUGAGAGGAGCUAAGCGCAUACGUGGGGGACAUUGCGCGCGUGCGUCUGUACAGCGUGACCAUCGCCAACCUUUGCCAACGGGACCCCGUGACUGGACUGGCCUCUGUAUCCCCGGGGCCCAGGGAGGCGUCAGUCCAACCUAACCUGUGUCUGCGAAGUCCUAUGGAAACCUGAGGGUUGAUUAAGGCAGUAAAAAUUUAAAAAAAAAUUGUGGAGCCUUUUAACUGUGCAAUAAUUUCUGUAUUUAUUGGGUUUUGUAAUUUUUUUGGCAUGUACACGCAGGUACCUAUUGUUAUUAUUAUUAUUUCUGUUUAAAUUCCUUUAAAAGAUUUCGUUGAGUAUCCAACCCUUCAUUUUUUAAUAACCCUGUAGUAGUCUGAGCAAUGACUCGCAAGUGAUGUAGAGGGAAACUAUCUUUUAAAUUAUAAUUUUGUGUGUGUGUGUGGGGGGGUGCUGCUUUUUUGAAAUUUAAGCUAAGCAUGUGUAAUUUCUUGUCAAGAAGCCAACACUUAAAUGACUUUUAAAGUUGUUUGCGUCUUCAUCACUUACUUUGUCCUCAAAUGAAAAGUGGCAUGUGGAAGUUUUUUUUCUGGGGGGCGGGGGUGGCUUUCAAAACCAUUUUUUUUUCCGGGAGGUGGAUGUACAGCGGAUUACAAUCUUUAAAAUUGUAGCACUUUGUUUUAGCAUCACAUUGGAGAGGUAGCACUAAUGUCCUCCUGAGCCACAGAGGCUUCUCUGUGCAGAAUUCAACUUUCAUGCUAUGGAAGGAAAACGUUGAGGCAGACGUGGCAAAACGAGCCUCUCCCCCACUCGGGACCCUGAGACUCUUUUCCAGGGUGAGUCUAGGCACAGCCGUGCAUCCUGCAAUUGUGCAUUACCAGGAGAUAUGAUACUGUCCUUUUCUGGGGGAGCUUGGCAUAUUCUGGAAAGCCACCUCUGCCCUUUGCUGUAGAUUUGGCUGCAUAAAACGGGCUGAGGGUACCCAUUGGGUAGACAGCAGUGGCUUGUAGUGGCAGGAAGAAAGAGACUAACGAUGUUCUCUCAGGCUUCUCCUGGCACGAUGGCUUCUCUUUUCAGCCCCCAGCCUAUGGAUAAAUCCCAGGUGUCCAUUGCUAGAGUGGUAAUUGACCGAAUCCCAAGCAGACAACUGGCCCUGAUGGUGAACUGGAGAAGUUAGCUGCGGGGUCGCUCAUCUCACGCUGAUAGGCACUGUAGGGCAGGCAGGGGCAUCUCGCCCGUUCUCUCUUCCUGGAAGAGCUGGGAAGAGUUCUGCCCAAGGUGCCCCACGCUGCUUCCAUUUCUGUGUUUUGUCUUUUCCUUCCUCCAAUUAGUUGGGACAUACUAUAUACAUUGGACUUGUUGGGAUUUGAUGUUUGAAUUCUGUUGACCCGCACUUUAAAGCUUUUGUUUGCAUUUAAAUUAAAUGGCUUCUAAACAAGAAAUUGCAGCAUAUUCUUGUCUUUGGCCCAGAGGUGGGUUAAACUGUAAGGGACAGCUGAGAUUGAGUGUCAGUGUUGCUAAGCGUGGCAUUCACAAUACUGGCACUAUAAAGAACAAAAUUAAAUAAUUUAUUGGACAGUUUCUCUACUGCCAUUCAAUUUGAUGUGCGUGCCUUGAAAACUGAUCUUCCUAUUUGAGUCUCUUGAGACAAAUGCAAAACUUUUUUUUUUUUUUUGAGAUGAAAAAAGACUUUUUAAAAAGCAAACAAGAGAAGUACAUUCUUUAGAAACAAAGCCACAUUUACUUUAAAUUAAAAAAAAAAAAUUUCCUGGUUGAAGAGAGAGGACGGGAAAAUGCCAUAAGACCAGUCAAACGAAGAAAUAAACCCAGCACAGCCCUGGACAUCCAUUAGCAGAAUUGUUUUCAGACCCCCCUCCCCCUUUUUUUGGGGCAACGCUGCUUAGAUAUGGAGUGGAGGUGACUUACUGCUGAAUUAAAACUUACGUGACACAAGCCGAUAUCGUUGAAUGAAAAAAACAAAAACAACAACAACAACAACAACAAAAAAAAAAACAAUUCAGGAACAAUGGCUGAUUUUUUUUUUCUCCUAAAUUUAAAUUUAGUGCACUCUGUCUUAAAAAUACGUUUACAGUAUUGGAUACAUACAAGGGUAAAAUAAAUCGUGUGUAUGUGUGUUGGAGCGAUCUUUUUAUUUUAUUUUAUUUUCAAAGUUUGCUUAAUAGGUUAUACAGAAUGCCACAAUGGCUAGGUGUAUAUUGUUUUCUUUUGGUGACGGGGUUUUAGUAUACAUUAUAUAUAUUGAAAUUUCUUGAUUACUGUUAAAGUGGACCAGUAUUUGUAAUAAUUGAGACUGCCUGGGCAUUUUACAAAAUGAGAAGAAAAAAAAAGUCCUUUUUCUUUUCCUUGAAACCGUUACAGUAAGUUUUAAAUGGUGGGUCUAUAAAAUCUGUUCUGUCACAGUAACCUGUAAAGUCGGAGUUUUAGUAAAUUUUUUUCUGCCUUGGGUGUUGAAUUUUUAUUUUGAAAACAAAAUGUAUAGAAACUUGUAUUUGGGGUUUAAAGGGGGAUUGCUACAAUGUGUAGAAAAAGUAUGUAGAGAAAGUGCUUAAUAUUGUUACUGCUUUGCAGCAGAAGAAAGAAUCCCACUUCUGCCCGUGCUUAUUUUUCUCUCCCUCCUCCCUCGGGAAUGGAUAUAUUGGUCGGUUCAUAUGAUGUAGGCUCUCGCUGUAUUUUUACUGGAGCUUGUAAUUUUUUAACUGUAAGCUUGUCCUUUUAAAGGGAUUUAAUGUACCUUUUUGUUAGUGAAUUUGGAAAUAAAAAGAGAAAAAAACACAAAAACAAACAGGCUGCCAUAAUAUAUUUUUUUAAUUUGGCAGGAUAAAAUAUUACAAAAAAAAACAAAACAAACAGACAGACAAAAAUCCCACCCACAUUUGUAUGUUAAGUCCUGUUGUAUGGUGGGGAAGGGGUUGCUUGACAACCUUCAAGAGAACAAGAUACAGAGGGAGAUAUGCUUUGGUUCACAAGUCAUUUUAGUUGUCUAUAGUCGGUCAGAACUGGCCUACUCAAAAGAACUGUUGGCUUUGGGCUUUCCAUUCGAAUGUCCGAACUUCGCAUCAGGGUCGCUUUGGUGAGGCCACAGCCAACUUGAUGGCGAGUCCUUACUUGUGUUGAGUGGAGAAAAGAGAGACCUUUCUCCAAGAGGUCAUCUAUAAGAUGGCAAUGCGGUGAGAGUGCGAGGUUAUCUUCUCCGCUGUGGCUACUGAGGCUGCCCCCUCCACCCCCUGACCAUCCUCAGGAGCAGAGAGAGAAUCGACAGCUGCUUUUGCCCUUGAGCAAACCUGGAUGGAGCAGCGAAGCUUCUGGAAGGAGCAGCUGGGCCCAGGGGAGCCUCUGCCACUGAGACUGGUGCAAGUGGGACGGAGGAGGGCCUUGCACGCAGGUCCUCGGAGAGUGUCUGCUCGAUUUCCCUCUCUGUUUCUCUGCUUUUCUCUGCAAUUCCAUCCGUUUCAGAACAGUGAGGCCUGGGAUGAAGGGAUUCUGUGCCUUUCCACCUUUCCACCUGUUCCCUCUGCCCGCCCCGUCUCUGCCUACUCUCUAUGGACUCAUCUUUAAUUUUCUUCCUCCUCUUAGCGCCCUCUCCCCAGACCCUCUUUUCUCUUCCUUUCUUCUCUCCCUCUCCUUGUUUCCUUCCUUCUUUCCUUCCUUUUUUUUUUUGUAAAGCCAAGUAGCUUUAAGAUAAUAAAGUGGUUGUUUAUUGGAUGAGGGAGUAGUAAUACACUUUACAAAUACCUAUAUCAGGAAGCCAUUUUUUUUUUUUUAAAUUUCAGAAAAUGUAAGAAACCAUCAUUUCAGGUUAUGAAAGCAUGAUCGUGCAUCUUUCCAGGCAGAUCCUUACUAAAUGCAGUCUGUCUCACUGUUUCCCAUUUGACACUUGCCUUUGCACAGUUAAAGGAUGGGGGCCUAGUGGGAGGCCAGGCCUAAGUUUCAGUGUCCUGCAUGCCUGCCCUAAGGCCCGGGUUACCCUGCCCUUUUGCCACCCCGCCUCUCUGCUGCCUGGGAGCCUCUGUGUGGUUCUUCUGUGCUCAUAAAAGCUAGCCAGUGCUCACCAGCUCACCUAUCACCAGAAUGCCAGGACUAAGCCAUCCUAAAGCACAAGGAUUGUGUGUCUCUGUCAACUGCAGAGAGAAGAGAAUUUUGCUUCUCUUAUCAAAGAGAAAAAUCAACCAACCAACCUACUGGAAGCAGGUGACCCAGCCAAAGGGCUCUAGCGUAGGUGACCCAGCCGACGACCUCAGGUCGGGUUCCACACUGCCACAACUUUACCCAAAGUUGCCCCCAAUUGGAACCUGCCACUUGCCCAUGGAGGGUCAUUAUGGGAAGGGGGAGGGGGGAGAGGAGACUGGAUUACUCUAAGCAAAAUGUGAACCCUGAAGUGGACAGCCUUCCUUCCACCUGGCCCUUCCAUCCGAGGUCUGAGUCCGUGAUUUUGGUGCUCCAUGUCUGCCCUGCAUAGCAAAGGCGCAUUGAUUUCAGCUGUUCGCUUUUGUACUGGCAAGGCAAAAUAUUUUUAUUACCUUUUCUAUUACUUAUCAUAUGAGCUUUUGUUGUUUGCCUCGAGGGUUUGUCUCUUACAACAGGUUUGGAGCUAUUUAUUAUUGCUUGGUAUUUGUGCUCUGCUUUUAAGAAUGGGCACUUGUUUUUUGUUUUUUUUUUUUUUAAUUAUGGAUAAAAUGUUGAGAUGACAGAAGGUCAUUUCAAUAUGGCUUAGUAAAAAUAUUUAUUGUUCUUUUUCUUCUCUGUACAAGAUUUUGGGCCUCUUUUUACCCCCUUAAUGUCACAAUGUUGAGUUCAGCAUGUGUCUGCCAUUUCAUUUGUUCAAAACCAAGUUUGUUCUGGUUUCAAGUUAUGAAAAUAAAUUGGGACAUUUAACUUGA